AUGCAGGCUGCAACUAAUACACAUAGCACACAAAUUUUAACUCAAAAAAUAAAACUUGAAAAUGAGAUAAAGCCUCAUAUUUCGGUCAAAGACAGAAUUUCUAAUAUCUUCCCCAAACAAAAAGUACAUGCAGUUUCCGUUUACUAUGAUAAUUCUGCAAGUUCUAAACAAUCAGUUCUUGAACGCCCUUACUGUUUUAAUGGGUUCGCUGCUGCAAUAUUUCAUGCCUAUAAUCACCAUCAACAUUUACGUUUGAGCCCUGAUGAUAUUUGGCUUACAAUUUCUCAAGGUGUUAGUCGUCACAUUAAUUAUAAUGCUGAGAAGUUUCGUAAUAGAUUUGUUCAACAUGAAGGAAAAGAAGAUAUUGUCGUCAAUGUUGAUGAUAUUUUGGGUGUAAAUCAUGAGAAUAUUCUUGAAGGUAACUGGCCAGAAGCCAUAAAUAGACUUGUUACAGUAACUAAUAAACGUGUGGAAAAAAUUGACCUUUCUCAAUUAUUGGAAUGUGAUUUCUCAACCACAACUCCAAGCUCCUUAACUGCAAGUCGUAUCGUGUUGUUAGAUAUGGUUAAAGCUUACUUUAAUUAUAGAAUGGUUUUUGGCUGUGGAAUUCCAAAAGUUACACUUGAAGGUACACUCGAAGAUUGGACAAAACUUCAAGAAAAAGUCAUUAAAUUAAGAAACUUAAAUUUAGAAUUAGAUUUUUGGCUAGAUCGACUUGAACCUGUAAUUUCGAAAUUAGUUGAUACUUAUCGUGGUGAGGUUGAUGAAGACUUUUGGGGUAGGGUUAUUAGCAUGCAAAUAUAUGGUUCUGGAGGAGAAACUAAUAUUACAGGAUGGAUUGCAGGCUUCUUCCCUUAUGAUCGUGCAGGAAAUGCUUUGCAUUCAAAUUUUAUAGAUAAGUAUGAUUUUCCAGAUGGCAUAGUAGGAGUUCCAUUUACUACUAAUGCUACUCCUCCGUUGAAAUUCGUAGCAGGAUUUAUUGGAACUAGUCAGGAAAUUCUUGAAAAUUUUGGUGGCGAAUCUGUCGUGUCUCCUGUGAUUGGAUGGGCCGUUAUUGAUGAUAAGGAUUAA
This is a messenger RNA of Dentiscutata erythropus, 1071 nucleotides long. The record is from the annotation of a GenBank genome assembly. NCBI's taxonomy places the organism in Eukaryota, Fungi, Glomeromycota, Glomeromycetes, Diversisporales, Gigasporaceae.